Molecule: messenger RNA, 6500 nt
Organism: Aedes albopictus (Asian tiger mosquito)
Lineage: Eukaryota; Metazoa; Arthropoda; Insecta; Diptera; Culicidae
Exons: 2
Coding region: 513-6494 (1993 amino acids)
Biological process (GO): DNA integration
Molecular function (GO): nucleic acid binding
Source: RefSeq, a predicted model, not a curated record
ACUGCGACAGACUAACAGCGUGUUUGAUGUUCGUUCCGCAAAAUUAUAAUUCCAUGAAAUUCGUUCCUUAGAUGUACCUAUAAUUACCUUAUUGCUAAAUUUCUUCUACACUACGUUGAGAAUUCGUGAAUUGAUUAUAACAAAGUGAAUUUAUAAUACCGAAGAGCAGUUAAAUUUUGGGUAAAAUGAAUUAGGUUAUAUUUAGCAUCGCAAAUUGUAAUCUACUUAAUCUAUUAGGUUUAACGAUAAUAGCGCUUCAUUGAAUUGGCAGAACGGCUAAGCUAGCUGACGAUUGCGUAUCGGUAAUAAGCUAGAGCCAGAUUUCUCCCACGAGUAAAGCGCUAACGAAGGCCCUCUAAAAUUGAGAGGAACGGUCAAAGACCAUGUAAGCAAUAAUACUAAUUCCAAUCUAUUAUUAAAAUUCUAAUGAUUAAAUACAUUUGCAGCUUUAAGCUGGCGUUGAGUAACUCCGCUGCUAGAAGACUUUCACCAAUCCGAACAAUUACUUAAAGAUGAGCGAGGAUGCCGCUACCCAUAACUGCGGAGCCUGUAGAAACCCCGAUUCUGCUGAUGCGGGCAUGGUAGCAUGUGAUGAUUGCUGCGUCUGGUUCCAUUACUCUUGCGCAGGAGUAUCGCCCGAAGUAGCCAAGCGACCGUGGAAGUGUAAAACCUGCCUUGCCCCACUCGGGACGACUCCACUCAACACCGGAGCGAGCAAGAAGAACCAGAGAACCGCCCCUACUGGUAAAAAGGGCGACGAUGGAAAAAGUGUUCGCAGCAAUGUAGGUGCUAAAGCAGGUAAGAACGGUGCUAGGAACGUGCCUCCGCUAAACAGUGCCGAUUUGAACCCGAAAGACCCAGCAAAGGAUGUCGGCAUAGCGAAGUCUGUGAGAACCACUUCGUCGAACGCCAGAUUACAAGCGCAGUUAACCCUACAGCGCUUGGAGGAAGAAGCCUUGCUGGAGAAACGGAAGAUGGACGAAGAGCGGAGACAGUUGGAAGAGGAAAGAGCCUUGAUGGAAAAGGAGCGAACAAUCCGCAGCAGAGAAAUUGCAGCUCAAGAGAAGUACAUUCAAGCGAAAUUUGAGCUUGAAAGGCGCCUUGCGGAAGAAGACGGUAGUGCCCGACUUAGUGUUGCAGCCGGCCCGGCAAAAGUUCACGAUUGGCUAAAAGCGAAUCAGAUGCAGCUUGGUGCAGGUGUAAAGGUCCCGGAGGACGAAAAGGAACCGAAGCCGGUCGAAAGCCUGAAGGUGCCAUUGCUAGAAUACGAUCUACGUUCUGAAUCGAGUCCGAAACUGUCAGCGAUUCCCGAUUUUGUUCCUGAGCAACGGAACCUCGUAAGAAGACCCGAACGCGAAGAAGAACUGGAGGACCAGGGCCCGUAUUUCGGUCAAGAAUCGCCGAGCUUCGCUGGUUCAGUGGCAAGAAGUGUAACGAGAGAAGUAGGGCCCACAGCCGAGCAGCUAUCGGCGCGACAGAUAUGGCCAAAGAAGUUACCGAGUUUUUCUGGAGACCCGGAAGACUGGCCGCUAUUCUAUAGCAGUUUUGAGACGGGAAACACGGCUUGUGGGUUUUCAAACAUCGAAAACCUGAUUCGACUACGAGAAUGCCUUCAUGGUCCGGCUCGAGAAGCAGUCCUGACGAAGCUUAUGUUCCCUCACAGUGUCCCUUCGAUCAUGGAAACAUUACGCCGUUUAUAUGGAAGGCCAGAGCUACUAGUGAAAAAUCUCUUACAGAAAGUGCGACGUUUGGAGACGCCUAAACCGGAGAGGCUUGACACUUUGAUGGCCUUCGGGAUGGCCGUUAAUCAGCUGUGCGACCAUCUAGAAACAGCUAACCUGCAAGGACACUUGUUCAACCCCACACUCCUCGAAGAACUAGUGGAGAAAUUGCCGGCCACUGUGAAGCUAGAAUGGGUUCGGUUCAAGAGGUUGUUUAGGCACCCAUCGCUCAAAGAGUUCGGCGAAUUCAUGGAGACAUUGGUAGCCGACGCUAGCGAAGUUACCACUCUAGUUCAACCAAAACAAGGACCCUCGAAAUCGGACAAACAGCCACGGCGGGAGAAGGGGCAAAUCUACACUCACGCUUCCACCGCCAAGGAUAAGGACAGUUCUGAGAGACAACCUUGUCCAAUAUGCGCCGGAACUGACCAUAGGGUUCGGAAUUGCGACAAAUUUCAGCAAAUGGACGUAGACAACCGGGCUAAGGCGGUCGAACGAUGGAAGCUAUGCAACGUGUGUCUCUAUGAUCAUGGCAAAUGGAGAUGCCGUUCAAAAAUCCGUUGUGACGUGAAUGACUGCCAAGGACGACACCAUCCGUUACUGCACAGAUCGAUCACCCUAUCGCAGGGUGUCGUACAAAUUCACGAACGAUCGAAAAAAUCAGUGCUCUUCAGGAUCAUACCGCUAACGCUGCAUCACGGUUCUCGCAGUUGCAAUACGUAUGCAUUUCUGGAUGAAGGCUCUAAUAUGACACUGGUGGAAGACAGCUUGACUCAUCAGCUAGGAAUUGAAGGCGUACCGGAACCCCUGGAGUUGAAAUGGACAUCGGACAUCGGACGAGUGGAGUACGCUUCACAACGUACAGACAUAGUCGUCACCGGCGAGGGGCAAACAAGCUGUUACCGUUUAAAUUCAGCCCACACCGUUGGCUCUCUCAAUCUACCGCGUCAGAGUCUGUCGAUAGAGAAUCUGCAUGAACGAUAUCCCUACCUGCGCGAUGUCCCAGUGGCUUCGUACGAAAAGGCUGUUCCACGGGUACUGAUUGGACUCGAUAAUAUUGAGCUGUUCUCGCCUCUAGAAUGUCGAACAGGUGGAUCUGGCGAGCCAAUAGCAGUUAGAUGCCUUCUUGGCUGGACAAUCUACGGACCGGUCUCGACCGGUUCUGUUAUUCCUGGAAUCGUCAGCGUUCAUAGAUGUGGCUGUGAUGGUGACCAAGAAUUGAACGAUUUGGUUCGAAAGCAAUAUGAGCUAGAGGAAGCAGGGAUUUCGUCUUUUCCUUUGCUAGAACCUGCGGAGGAAAGGCGCGCUCGAAAAAUGCUGGAGAGCACCACGGUGAAAGUCGACGGGCGAUAUGAAACUGGACUGUUGUGGAAGUCGGACAACACACAAUUGCCAGAUAGUCGUUCGAUGGCUUUGUCCAGAAUGCGAAGUUUGGAGAUCAAAUUGGCGAAAAACCCUGAGUUGCGCUCGAACGUACACAACCAAAUUAAUGAGUACAUCAGCAAAGGGUAUGCUCAUAAGGCCACAGAAGAAGAGCUUGCUGCAAUGAAUAAACAUCAAGUUUGGUAUCUACCAUUGAAUGUGGUAUCCCACCCUAAGAAGCCCGGGAAGAAACGACUAGUUUGGGAUGCUGCCGCUUGUGUGAAUGGUAUCUCACUCAAUUCCCAACUUCUGAAAGGCCCGGACCAACUCGUUACGCUUCCCUCGAUUAUCUGUAAAUUUCGAGAACGCAGCAUUGGAUUCGGAGGGGAUGUGCGAGAAAUGUUUCAUCAGCUAAGAAUGAGACAAUCCGAUAAGCGCUUUCAGCUGUUCCUCUUCAGAUUUGACAACAGCAAACCCCCCGACGUGUACGUGAUGGACGUUGCGACGUUUGGGGCAACGUGCUCCCCUUGCUCUGCGAUGUACGUAAUGAGGUUGAACGCGGAUACCUGCAAGGAAGAAUUUCCGGAUGCUAGUGCGGCCAUAAAAGAAAAGACCUAUAUGGAUGACUACUAUGAUAGCCUCGACACACCACAGGAAGCAGGGAUACGAGCUGUACAAGUGAGGGAAAUUCAUGCACGUGCUGGCUUUGAAAUGAGGAAUUGGGUUAGCAAUAGCCCCAAAGUCCUCGGAAUGUUGGGAGAGGAAGACGCGAAGAAAUCACUGCAAAUCGCCACGGAUACGCAGAUGUCAGAAAGAGUGCUUGGCAUGACCUGGGAGCCAACAGAAGACGUGUUCUUGUUUUCUAUUGAUUUGCACGAGAGCUUGAUAGAUUACAUACAAGGCAGCCGACGUCCGACGAAAAGAGCAACUUUGCGGUGCAUUAUGAGCUUUUUCGAUCCUCUUGGGCUUUUGUCGCCCUAUCUGAUCCAUGGCAAGAUUAUCAUGCAGGAUCUGUGGCGUGCUGGUACGGAUUGGGAUGAAGAGAUAGGAGACGAUUUGUUUUCUAAAUGGUGUGAAUGGACCAAACUUCUUUCCAAAUUGAACUGCGUGAAGGUACCCCGAUGCUAUUUUGGGCAUGUACGGCCCGAGGACCUGUCGGAUUUGCAAUUGCACGUCUUCACAGACGCCAGUGAGCAGGCCUACGGAUGUGCUGCGUAUUUGCGAUCCGUUUCAGAAGGAAAAGUGCGAUGCACAUUGGUGAUGGCCAGGAGCAAGGUAGCACCGCUCAAGGCCAUGUCGAUCCCUCGAAUGGAACUACAAGCGGCGGUUCUUGGAUCGAGGCUUAUGGAUAGUGUUUGUACCAAUCACUCGUUGAAGAUAACAAAACGCUAUCUGUGGACAGACAGCAGCACAGUGCUAAGUUGGAUUCGUUCUGACCAUCGGAAGUUUAAAACAUACGUCGCACACCGUAUUGGAGAGAUUCUUUCCCUUACUCAACCGGAACAAUGGAAUUGGAUUGCGUCGCAGAAAAACAUCGCGGAUUGCUUGACAAAAUGGUGCAAGGAGACGGAGCCUACGUCCGAUGGAAGAUGGUUCAAUGGUCCGGACUUUCUUUAUACCCCCGAAGAAUGUUGGCCGACGAAGGAUACUGGACUCUCAAGAGCAGAAGAAGAAUUAAGGCCUCGUUUUGUUCUGCAUCAUACCACCUGCCCCAUGCCAGGCGGUAUAAUCGAUGUGAGCCGCUUUUCCAAGUGGGAGACUUUGCUCCGAACAGUAGCGCUAGUCAAGCGAUUUAUCUCCAACUGCAAACUGCGACUCAAGGGGCUACCAAUAGAAGCUGUAAUCGUGACUGAAAAGGUGCUGAAGUCUGCGACCUGGUCUGUUCCCGCACUCCAGACACCUUUGCGGCAGAGGGAAUUUUUGGAAGCAGAAAACCUGUUGUUUCGAAUCGCACAAUCGGAUAGCUAUCCUGACGAAUCAGAAAUACUGCUACAGAAUCGAGACAAGGCAAGUGACAAAUGGCUGAAUUUGGAAAAAUCGAGCGUUCUGUUCAAGAAGUCGCCAUUUGCGGACGAGUAUGGUGUUCUGAGGGUUGAAGGAAGAACCGCGCAUGCCAUGUACGCUGACUUCGAUGCUCGCUUCCCCAUUAUCAUGCCAAGAAAUCAUCAUCUAACCUUGUUACUGCUAAACCACUAUCAUCGCCGAUAUGGUCACGCGAAUAGAGAAACUGUGGUGAACCAGGUUCAGCAGCGGUUCGAGAUUUCUAAUCUGCGUACUACGAUCGAUAAAGCAGUUAAAGGAUGUCAGUGGUGCAAAAUUAAGAAGUGCAAGCCGCAACCACCUAGAAUGGCGCCCCUACCGGAACAACGUUUGACACCGUACAUCCGUCCGUUUAGCUACGUGGGACUGGACUAUCUAGGGCCACUAGAGGUAGUUGUAGGAAGACGCAGGGAGAAACGUUAUGUGGCGGUCUUUACGUGUCUCGUGGUCCGCGCAGUCCACCUCGAGGUAGCAUAUGACCUGUCUACACCGUCCUGCAUAAUGGCAAUUCGGCGGUUUGUUCGGAGGAGAGGAUCCCCAGUAGAAUUUUUUUCUAAUAAUGGGACCAAUUUUGUCGGCGCCAGUCGGAUAUUAGCGGAGCAAAUAAGAAGAAUCAAUCUGGACUGUGCAGACACAUUCACGGACGCCAAAACCAAAUGGACCUUCAAUCCUCCUGGUGCGCCCCAUAUGGGUGGCGUCUGGGAGCGCAUGGUCAGAAGCGUAAAGGAAGCAAUGCGGGCAUUGGACGACGGCAGGAAACUCGAUGAUGAAGUUUUGGUAACCGUUCUGGCUGAAGCAGAAAGUUUCAUCAAUUCACGACCCCUUACAUAUAUGCCACAAGAGUCGGGAGGUACUGAGGCAUUAACCCCGAACCAUUUUAUCUUCGGGAAUUCAUCCGGUGCCCACAAUCCACUAAGGACUCCAGUGGACUUAGCUGAAGCACUUCGCAACAGUUACAUGCGGUCUCAGUAUCUAUCCGAUACCAUGUGGGACCGCUGGCUGAAGGAGUAUUUCCCUGCAAUGAACAAAAGGUCGAAAUGGUUUUGCGACACCAAGCCGGUGGAAGUCGGCGAUUUGGUCUACGUAACGGAAGGCAAAAGGAGGACUUGGGUUCGUGGUAAGGUUGAAGAGCUUAUUAUCAACAAGGACGGGAGGGUACGUCAGGUCAUGGUGAAGACUGCUUCAGGUACGUUUAAACGACCAGUAGUGAAACUGGCAGUAAUGGAGAUUUUGGACGACUGUGAAUCCAGAGCUAACCGUCGGGAAAUACCACCGGAUUCACGGGGAGGGGCAUGUUAUGGCAACACUGAAAACCCUCUCUCGCCUACCGAACCUGGAGCUCAAGCUUUAGGUGACACUUCUCGUGAGUGACGUGGA